AAUAAAACUGCAAAUCCUUCUUACCCACAACAAUGAUGUCAGUUCACCUUCAUGUAAAUAGUACCUGAAAUCCUAAAUAGGUCGGAUAAUCAUAACCCCAUACAUCAGAAGCUCCAGUUUUACAAUUCUUGGGUAAAUCAAAGAAGCGUAAACGUCGUUCACUUGAGACCAAUGAUUGGAUUUCUCUUCAUGACCACAAAAUUAAAGGCAAUUCCCAUACCUAAUACCUCAUUAGAAUUAAAGUUGACAAUGUUGUAUGGUCUUUCUGGACUAGAUAUAGCAUGUUAUCUGAGCUCCAUUCAACCCUUGAUGAAGUGAUCAAGUCCCAAUUACCAGCAUUCCCUGAAAAACGACUCUUUGGUAAUCUUAAUCCCAAUUUCAUUUAAACUAGAAAAUAAUCAUUGGAUAUCUAUCUUUAGGUUUUAAAAUGAUCUCUAUAAUAUAUAGGCCAUCUUUAAUGAUUCUUAAGUUCGUGAUUCCAAAGUAUUCUAAGACUUUAUCAAUAAUUCAAAAUCAAAAGCCUUCAAAAAAGCUGACCUUGAUUCCUUUCAUCGAUUUAAAUUAGAUGUUUGAAAUAUAUAUAUUAUUUG
This is a messenger RNA of Paramecium sonneborni, 590 nucleotides long. The record is from the annotation of a GenBank genome assembly. NCBI's taxonomy places the organism in Eukaryota, Ciliophora, Oligohymenophorea, Peniculida, Parameciidae.